Messenger RNA from Castor canadensis (American beaver), 870 nucleotides. The record is from RefSeq and is a predicted model, not a curated record. Lineage: Eukaryota; Metazoa; Chordata; Mammalia; Rodentia; Castoridae.
AUGGACAUAGAAGCAUAUUUUGAAAGAAUUGGUUAUAAGAAUUCUAGGAACAAAUUGGACCUGGAAACAUUAACCAACAUUCUUCAGCAUCAGAUCCGAGCUGUUCCCUUUGAGAACCUGAACAUCCAUUGUGGUGAAUCCAUAGAUAUGGGCUUGGAGGCCACUUUUGAUCAAGUUGUUAAGAGAAGGCGGGGUGGGUGAUGUCUCCAGGUUAAUCCUCUCAACUGGGCUCUGACCACAAUGGGUUUUGAGACCACAAUGUUGGGGGGAUAUGUUUACAUCCCUCCAGCCAGAAAAUACAGCAGUGACAUGAUUCACCUACUAUUGCAGGUAACAAUUGGUGGCAGGAACUACAUUGUGGAUGCAGGGUAUGGAGGCUCCUACCAGAUGUGGGAGCCUCUGGAAUUGAUUUCUGGGAAGAAUCAGCCUCAGGUACCUUCCAUCUUCCGAUUGACAGAAGAGAAAGGAAUCUGGUACCUGGACCAAAUCAGAAGAGAGCAGUACAUUCCAAACGAGGAAUUUUCUAAUUCUGACUUUCUGGAGAAGAGUAAAUACCGAAAAAUCUACUGCUUUACUCUUCAAUCUCAAGCAAUUGAAGAUUUUGAAUUUGUGAAUACAUACCUUCAGACAUCCCCAACAUCUGGGUUUACAAAUAUAUCUUAUUGUUCCUUGCAGACCCCAGAAGGGGUUUACUGUUUAGUGGGCUCCACCCUUGCCUAUAGGCAAUUCAGUUAUAAGGACAAUGUAGAUCUGGUAGAGGUUAACACUCUGAGUGAGGAAGAAAUAGAAGAAGUACUGAAAACUAUAUUUAAUAUUUCCUUGGAAAUAAAAUAUAUUCCCAAGCAUGGUGACAAAUCCUUUACUAUUUAG